CAUGCCGGUAUCACAUGCGAAAGUUGCUAUGGUUACAGGUUACUGGUAGUAAAGUUGAUCCGUGAUAAACACCGUGUUUUCAGUGGUCGAGUGGUUCUUAAAAAUCCGUGGAAGUGGGCAUAUAAAAAUGACCGAAAACGGUUGUAGAACAUUAGUGGAAACGUUUUGUGCGAACGUCCAAAAUCAGGAGCGUAUGAUCCGACAGCGAGCGCUUAAGGAUUUCCUGGAGUAUGCCAAUCGAAAGUUGACCCCGGAGGAAGCGCCGGCAAUAUUCGACGGAACCUACCUGCACAUUCUUCGCUGCUAUGCCGAUCGCUUCGAGAUGAUUCGCAAUCUGGCUAUAACGUUGAUUGGGGAACUGAUGGACAAACUGCCGGCGAAUGAUUUCUAUUUGGGGUACAUUGUUCCCGUGAUUGCCCGUCGGAUUGGCCAGGCGGAAAUUAUUGAGGAAAGUGAGGAAAUCAGGUUGCAGCUUUUGGAACAAUUAGAAGCGAUUAUCCGGAAGUACGCAGACCCGGACGGUAGCGCUGGGGAUCCGCUGUUGAAAUCGUAUGAUAAUUUGAUCGAUAUUCUGGUGAAAACAUUGAAAGAUCCUUAUCCGGCUGCUCAGAAGCAAAGUUGUGAACUGGUGAAGCUUUUAGCCGAAUGUACACCGAGCAUGCACUAUCGGGCGGAAGCGCUGGUAACGCCAACUAGUGGGGUGCUUAAACAUCGGCAUUCUGCCAACAGGAUUGCGGCCGUUGAAGCGUUGGGAGUUCUUUCGUUGAAUAUUCACUCGAACGUGGAGAAAGCGGUGCAAAUUAUUGUGGACAUUUCACCUUUGCUGAUGGAUGGCGUUCCCUUCGUUCGAAGGGCGUGUGGUCGAGUGGGAUGCUUGAUGCUUUUGAAGCUGCGGGACCGCUACUCGUGCUUCUAUCGCAUACUUCCAUUGGUUUUGAAUUGUCUGACAGACGACACAGUGGAGGUUCGUGAGGAUAUUCUUAUUCGCUGGAGGGAAGCAGGCGAGUUGUACUACAAGGAAAACGAAGCUGAACUUUCCAAAACUAAACUGAUUGACAAAAUUCCGGCAAACUAUCCGCAGGAAUAUGAACGUCCUACACUGCCUUGCAGGGCUAUUGUCCAACGUAGCAUGAGAAUUGUGAAUCUGGUGCUUCAUGAAAUGGAAGAGUGGAAAGAGGACAUUCGGUUGCAUGCCACUAAGCUUUUGAAAUUAGUCAUUCUUCAUGCUGAGAAGUCUUUUUCUACGCUAUUCAUGGAGGUGAAUCCCGUACUAUGCAAGACGUGCAUGGAUUCAGACAAGGAUGUGGCGGCAGAAGCGCUGAAAGUAGCUCAGCUCUGUGGGAUCCUAUUAGAGUACGAUACAUGGAGCAAACAUGCACUACCAGAAUUUAAAAAAUUCCCCACUCUGGGUCAUCUGAAGUGCCUCAAUGCAAUGUACCAGUCCGCUGGUUGGGAUAGAUUCAAGGAUCUCACGAAAAUCACCAGUCUCCUUACGGACACCGACGUGUGCUAUCAAUUAAAAGAAAACUAUCAACUAGAAUUGCUGGGCUUCUGUGAAGCGCUUACUACAGAUUACCAUCGCGUGUUCACUGCUAAUGAAAUCGAAGGGCUCGCCAACGAAAUCGAUCGUGUGAACAUGGAACAAAUGCUCUACACCGUUCUGCUGAAAGUGGCUGCCUUUUCCUACGAGGAUGCCCAAAUCGUUCGGGACCGUGCACUACUAGUGCUCGCCAAACUAAAUCCGCAAACUGAAACACUCCACCAGCAGCAUCUGGCAAAUGUCAUCAAUUCGCUGGAGAAUCUUGAAUCUUCCAACUCGGAUGCAGCGGAAAGCAUUCUUCUGUUGGCGGGGAUGGUGUUCGUUUGUGGAUUCCGCCAGCCGUAUCACGGUGCGCUCAAAAAGGCACUGGAAACGGCCCUCAAGCACGCGAUUCCACAGGGAAAAAUCAAACUUUUUAGUUCGAUUUCUAUAGCGAUGUUGCGAUGGCACGAAACGAUGUGUAUUUCUGCGGAGGAACAAACGGUCCUUUUGCAAGAUUUUAUUGAAGACCUUAUCUCGCCCUACCUGGUGUGGGCCGCCGGAAGAAGUGCAGAAUCAAUUCGCUCAAUGGCAACAGCUUGCCUAUGUUCCAUGUCGCAGGGAGUGGAAAAUGCAAUUUUUGCUGCACUAUUUCCCAAGGAACUGAAAACGCUUGCUGGUCUGAUUGAGGAUAACAGCAUAGCGACACGUGCUUACGCUUUGCGAACGCUGCUAGCAAUGGAUGCGUUGGAUUUUGAAAAUCUGAAGCUAAUUGCAUUCGCGACCGUCGCUCGAUUGGAUGAUCCUAGCAGUGAGGUGCGGGAAAUGGCAGCCAGAUGCUUGGGGCGGCUGCAGCUUGGGGCCGGUGGUAACGAUGAUGAAUCAAGCUCUCGAGCCCGCUGGGAAGAGACGCUUAAACCGAUUAUCUCGACGAUGUUUCUACACUUGGAAAAUCCGGAACUGAAGCUGCGAGCUGCGAUUCUAGAAUCCCUCAGCCGAUUGGUCGUCCAUCAUCGCUCGUUAAUCAAAGGCCUGGCUAAUGAAGUUGCAGUUGGAUGUCCGUACAAGAAGGAUCUGGAUAAUAUCCUCUCUCAUCAAUAAAUACUGCUUUGCUGGUGCCGCGAAUCGUCGGCGUCGGCCAUUCUCCCCGUCCCCGACCAUCGUAGAUUCUGGAUUCCGAGCAAAACUACAAAGCGCACCAUCCAGCAGCAACAACACCGACCGGCACCAGCACCAUCAGGAUAAUUGAUUCAAAUCGUAUUUCGUCGAGUGAAUCUUUAUCAUCACUAGUCAGUAGCAUCAUCACUGGAGGGGAAGGAGGAGAUUGAGGUUCGUUCUUUUCUCUUUGCUUGAUUCCAACUAUCGGUUUUCCUUCGCAAAGGCAGAUGCUUUCCCGUUGUACAAUAAUCAAGCGAUUCGGGACCAAAUCCCCGCAAAAAAAAGGAUCAAUUGAACAGCAUCAGGGUUGGAUGGAAAAUUGGUCCGCUCUGUUCUGAGAUUUCCGAUUCAGUUUUUCGUCCAUUCAAUGCUCAUCAGCGAGCGCUGCAAGUCGAGGUAGAGUUGCAUUUGAUGCUUUCGACUUCAGUCGUCGCCGUUUCCGUCCGCUCGUAAUUGCAAUUAUGAAUUUUCUUUCUUUUAUCAUUCAAUCGAGCGUGGAAUUCAACUCCCAGCAUCUUCUCCAGAGUGUAAUGCAUCAAUAAACGUAAUUUAUUAUUGGUUCAUCUUCAAUUUAUCCAUCUGGAUGAGAUGCUUUUUUUUCGCAGCUCCGAUUUUCCCUUGAUCAAUCAAAUUUUCUAUCGAUUGCGGAUUGUGGCGACGGUGUUGGAGGUUCUGUUGAAUGCUUUUCGGUGUCCCCAUUUUUCGGUGAUGUCGCAUAAUUUCAUACUCGUUGUGCUAUGAGGGGUUUCCACGCUAUUUUUACGCAUACCGUUUCCACUCCGGUCCAGUAGUGGGAGACAAAGCCAAAAAGCUUUUAACAGUUUUCCGCUUUUUCUUUUUUUUUUCCAGCGGGAAGGCGGGCGCUUGAUGAAGCAGCAUAGAAGAAAACUGUGGCACAAACAGUUGGGAGUAGCGCUCGCAGUAGGUAUCCUGUGAUGAUGCGUGGGAGUAGGGAGUGAUUUUUGCAUUCGUGUUACUGCUGCUUUUUGCAUCGUUUUUUUUCUGACUCGCGUUUUCUUCUAAAGUUCCGUCAUAAUUGAGUUAUCUAUCCAUAUUGUGCAUGCUCUUAGGAUCAUAAUGGAAGCAGCAGCGGUAAUAGAAUAGCGAGUAGCGAGCGUUAGUUGUAUUUUUUUCAUCCGUUUGCUGUGGGUGUGAAGGCGCUGCUGGAUAGUGUUUUAUAAGUGU
Ochlerotatus camptorhynchus is the source of this 3862-nucleotide messenger RNA. RefSeq names its product Dynein axonemal assembly factor 5 (gene Dnaaf5). The transcript has 6 exons. Lineage: Eukaryota; Metazoa; Arthropoda; Insecta; Diptera; Culicidae. Gene Ontology annotation, molecular function: dynein intermediate chain binding. Bases 128 to 2620 code for a protein of 830 amino acids. Gene Ontology annotation, biological process: cilium movement; inner dynein arm assembly; outer dynein arm assembly. The record is from RefSeq and is a predicted model, not a curated record. Gene Ontology annotation, cellular component: cytoplasm.